Messenger RNA from Acanthoscelides obtectus, 1158 nucleotides. NCBI's taxonomy places the organism in Eukaryota, Metazoa, Arthropoda, Insecta, Coleoptera, Chrysomelidae. The record is from the annotation of a GenBank genome assembly.
AUGAAACCAUCUAAACUGCAAGAUCAUCUGGGAAGAUGCCACCCUGAUAAAACAGAGAAAGAUUUGAAAUACUUUCAAACACUCAAAGAUAAAUUUCAGAAGAGACCUACACUGGACAGAAUGUUCGCUUCGACGUCACAAAGAAAUGAUGAUGGUUUGCGGGCGUCUGACAAAACAGCCGUUGAAGAUGUUUUAAAAACUGUUUUACACAAACCUGCAUCUGAUAUCAUUAAAAGAAUUCCCUUAAGCAACAAUACUUUUGACAGACGUAUUGAUGAAAUGAGUUCUGAUAUUGAAACCUUCUUAUGUAAUUAUGUGCAAACGACCCAUUUCUCUACACAACUGGACGAGUCAACUUUACCUGAUAAUGCAGCAUUAUUAUUGGCAUAUGUUCGUUUUAUUAUGAAUCAAGAAAUCAACGAAGAACUGCUCUUCGCAAGAACUUUGAUAACCGACACUAAAGAUUUUGAAUCUAGGUUUGAGGAUAUUUUGACUAUGGUAAUGUCACCGUGGAUAAUUAAUCCAGAUGGUUACAUAGAAGAAACGAAUGUCAUAAUACAAGAGGAACUGACUGAACCAAGUACAAACGAAGAACUUAAGGUUCAGUUUAAAAAGGGAUAUCAGCAAUUCUGUCUGCAAAACAACAUACCUGUUACUUAUCCCCUUCAUGGGAGAGACAAAAAACUAGCAGAAAUGAUUUCUGAUUUUAAAGCGUUUAUCAAAAUGCUUGAGUUAUGGGAACAAAAUUUAAUCGAUGGCGAUAAAAGGCAUUUUCCUGUUCUUUCAGAAAAGACAUCUCAAAGUCCGUUAGAACCAUAUGACAUCGGUACGUUCCGCUUCCAUGGAUGGCAGAAUUUCUCGGGUCCAAGGGUAGACAAAAAAAAAGGAUGCUACGCACUCACAACAGGAGUGACACAGGAAAUUAUCUAUGAAAUUUUCUUCCACAAUCCAACGAAGAUGCCCCAGGCAAAAAAGGAGGAAAAUUUCAGGUCUUCUGGCACUAGCGGAACAGAACAAGAUGGCUCUCCGAUAGUGGAAGGAAGUCCCAUCCCAAAAUUUAAUUUUUUUGACUUGACAUUUUCAGAUAUAGUUGUACGCCUCACCAUUAAGAGCCAAACGUUGUCGGCUAAUCCCAAAAUGAGAAGGUUCCUAAUAUAA